GUCAAAGCCGGCAGUGAAUCUCCGCGGGCCGCAGAGCGCGGACGAGGCCUCGCGAACACGAUAUCAUAGCGCAAAAACGUCUCCGUUACCUUCCUUUUCGCCCUUUUUCCCUAUUCAGCUCGCGUGACUAUCGAUUCGUCACCUGUCUCGCGAAACGGUUCGCCAGUGAAACGCUUUCAAUUCGCCACACACCGCGCGGGAUCGUCUCAACUUGCAGGCUUUCGAAUAUUUUUGAACGCUUCUAUUAGAUCUCGUUCCUAUGUGCUGCUAUAAGAUCAAAUUACGGACGUGUUGGUUUCCAAGUUGAAAUUUUGUUGAAGUGGUACUCGUGUGCUUUUUGUUGUCUGGGUUUUGCCAAGGUUGACGAUGAGUUUCUAAUCAGACCGAAGAUGGUAGCGCCAAUUAAGAAAUCGAGGUCACCGGUUUGCAGCUUGACGCGAAUCAGGUCGGAGAUGCGUCGCGAGUGAAACCGCUCGAACGAGCACGCGAACGGUAGAAAUCACUAGUCGCAGCAAGAGAAGAGAGAAAAGCUCAUGGAAACGACAAACAACUCCAAACGAGUUCCCUGGAACUUUUCGCGCUGUGAAUAGGCGAACUCAUUUGAACAGGAACGCUGUAACGCCAAAGUUAUUUAUAUACAGAUUCGAAUCUAUAUAUUUCUAGAACCUUUACCCGUAUUUACUCUACGAGAAAUAUUUUUGCGCGAAGUGACAAAUCCAAUUAAAGAUCUAUAUUCGACUGUAGAAAGAUAAGUUUUUAUUUUCACGACAAAUUGUACGCGUGGCAAACGAGAAAUUGAAACUCCGUAUUCAACAAUGCGACACGGAGAACAAAAAUCACGACCGACUUCUAGAUUCCACUAAAAACAAAAUUAUAUUUUCACAACAAACUGUUCACGUACAGUGGCGAAUCAAGACUUUAUACUUAACGAUACGACACAGAGAACAAAAAUCGCGCUACACUUUGUUGAAUUUUCAUCCGCGACGAUUUUUGGCGAUCGCAAAGUUCCAAGUGGUUCGAUCGAUCUUCGAGUGGGUCGGUGAAAACAGACACGAUCAUUGCCGGCGGACAAGCGUGAUCGUAGUGGGAAUGAAUGAACGUGACGGAGGUUCGAGUAAUCGAGCACGUGUUUUAUGAAUCAUUGUGGACUAGCGAGACACUGCGCGCGUGCCAAACGCUCCGAGUGAUCGACCGUAAUGAUGCUGUGCAAAGGCGAGAGAACUAUGGAUAGUAGAAUCUCUGUUGGAUUCCACGACUAUUUUAAGAACAUCAGCGAUCAUAGUUUGUGAGUGAAAACUGAAAACCCACGUGCCGAUAGUUGAUACAUUAACGAAAGAAACGUGCCUCGAAGCUGUUGUGCGUCGUGUGUUGUGGAUUUUCUAUUUUUCUCGCGACGAAGAAGUGCGCUCGCGGGACAGAAUAGAUCGGAAAUCGUGUCAGGGAGAAAGGAAACAUGGAGGGAAGACCGAAAAUCGAGAUCGUCCAAAUGCCAUCGAACGAGCGUCACUUCCGGUCUCCGGACGGCGUCCGUGGCACCUACAGUCAUGUACGCGUGGGCGCGUACUGCCCGGAACCGGAAAUCAAAGUGGUGGUUUGCGACAGCAAGCCGCCUAUCGAACAGUCGCGAAAAUGUAAAAGAAACUUGGGACCAGUUUCGAAACUACUGAGGCGGCGCCAUCACGCAACAUAUCUCGCAACGAAAUCCUGUGAUAACAUUUAUAAUGUAAAUAGAAGUAGCAGCUCCCUGGACUGGAGGGUUAGUCAAACUGUAAGCGAUCAUGGCUUUCAGUCACGACAAAGCAGCAGCCUGGACUGGCGAGUGGGACGGACCAUCAACAAGCUCCAUUGGAGAGACACGACCCGCAGCGCAGAGCAGCUUUCGCGAAGCGGACCGAUCGGCUCGGAUCACCUCCAGACACCCAGCACAAAAUCGAAGCUAAUUUCGCUGCUACGUAGACUUUCUCCUCGGCUAUCGCGACCUGGCAGCAAGAAUGCCCUGCAAGCAUCGCCGACGAUCUGUCCGUGGGUGCAGGUCGAGUACUCCGCGGAAUCGAUUAACGAAGGUAUACGCGAGGAUUCCCAGGAAAGUGACGCGAGCUUCCAGAGGGAAUUGCAGCUGAACGAACUGAGAAAACGCAUGGCUGGAAUUCCGACCACGUCUCAGGUUACCGUGAAAGUCGGUAGGGAUGGCAAGGAACAGCAAUACUCCUCGCAGCCUAGGAUACAAGUGCAACAACCCGAAAUCGACUGUAAUAACGCCUGCAAAUCUGUGCACGAGGACCGCGGGGAGGAGGAUCGUCGACGCGCCAGCGGGCAAACACGCGGGGGCGGCGAGGUAGCGGGCCUAGAAGACGUCGGCGACUCCUGCGCCGCGACGCUGACGCCGUCGGUCCCAGGCGCCGGCGGCAUCAGGUCGAAUCGCCGCGCGAGGCCGCUUUCCCUCGCGGUGCAACCACUUAAUUACCGUCGCCUCGAUCCGGAUCCGAAAAUCGCAACCGACAUCGUCACCAGCCACCAUCCUAACAUGACUAGCCAGGAGAGCAUCGGCAGCUGCAGUCUGGACGUCGAUCAAUCUGCGUCCGACCGAUCAGAAAACACCGUAGACUCUAUAUCGAAGAAGACCCUGCACAGCUUGAAUCUAUCGUGCAACGGUGACUCGGUGUCGUCCCCCGAAAAACUCGCAAACGGUAACAGCGAUACGCUGCAGAAGUCCCACCUGACGCCAGAUGAGAAGUUGAACGUCAGCAAUGGUCAUCGCAGCAGUCCCGAGCCAGAUCAGCUGACAGUGAAGAAACCGAGUUACUUGGGCCUGGCCUGUAGCAUCAGCGGCUAUUCAGGGAUCAAUAGGUACGACAGCAAGCUGAGAGAAGGGUUUCGAUCGAGGAACAGCACCAGUCCUGGAACGAGACUGAUUUCGAGAGACCCCAGUCCGGCUGGUUUCAGAUCGAACGAAAAUCUCAACGUGCCGGUGCAUCCCUAUCCACCCAAGAGUCAGUCGAUCUCGCCGUUAGCGAUGGAUAGACAAAACGGUUUCUCGAACGGUUUGAAGGAGGAGUGCAAAGUGGAGGCCUAUAGGGAGUCUAGGAGCUCGAUGAGCAUAUGUCAGGGUUACUCGGUGGUCGACAAAGGCGUCAUGCAUACACAGUUCCCGGAUGUCAGCCCGAUUCGACCCACCACCCCUUCGAAACGCAGUCCAGGGAUGUCGCAAAUGAUGUCCUGUAGUCAACGAAAUAAGUCGUUCUCGUCCCAUUUCACAGGGUCGUCUCCAAAGCAAGCUACCGCCAAUCUUUCGAAUGCUUCGUUCAGCGAAACGAGUAUAUUAAACGGUUCGACGGUAGAAUCGGAUAGUCAGGUCCUGAACAAUUCGUCGAGUAGCGAGAAAUCCUUCAUUCAGCAACGCGUAGAACGGCUGUACGGCCCCGGUGCACCCGCCCAGUUCUUCUUCAAACGCACCACCAGACUGAACUCCAGCAACAGCAGCUUCAACAAGUCCAGCAACAACAACGACGUCUCGACGGACAACGCGAACACGGAGGAGUCCCUGAAGAAUCUGCCGGUACUGAGACACUUGAGACCAGAGUUUCGAGCCCAGCUUCCGGUGGUGAGCCCUAGGAGACCCACCGACGGCUCGGAGCAAAUCCUGAAGCCCUUGCAGAGGGUAACGCCAGUCUCGCGGAAGGCUGAGCAGAAACCAAAAAUACUGACGCCUUCGAACUUGGACAGAGGCAUCGGGGAGAACAAAACGCAGAAGUUGAACUCCAGCACGGCCAGCAUUCCAGAUCAGCAGCCAGCUGCGCCGAAGGUUGUCCUACCUGUCCUGGAACCGAGCGCCAGUUCGACGAACGUGGCCAAGCAGGCUCAGAAAGCCGAGAAAGCUGAGGAGAAGGAUGGCCAUUAUUACUUGAAACUGCUGAAACAGGAAACAGACAGGCUUCUCUUGUUAGCCGCGUCAGCGGAAGCGGAGUUGACCAACAGCGAUACUGUUGCACUUCCGGAAGAGGCAGCCGGAAAACUGCGCUCAGCUGCUGGCAAGGCAAGGUUACUGGCUUCGCAGAAGAUGCUACAAUUCGAGGGACUCUGUCAGAAAAAUAUCAAUCAAGUUCCAGGCGAGGAGUUUCCAACCAAGAACGAGGACUUGGCAGGCUUCUGGGAUAUGGUGAUGCUGCAGGUGGUGCAAGUAAACGAGCUCUUCGAACAGAUCGACAAGUUACGAAGUUCCCAAUGGCAAGAGACUGUGCCGGAGAAGAAAUCGGCAGCCGGCGUGGCUCAGAAUGGCAGCACGCCCAAGCGUCGCGUUACGCCCAUCCACAAACCAAAAUCCACGGCCAACAGCGAGGCGAACAAAAAGGCGAGAGAGGCGAGAGAGCAGGCUCGAAGGCAGCUGAUCGAGGAACGAAGGCGCGCGAUGCGCUCCAACGCGCAAAAUUCCGAGGAUACCGUCAAGAUCUUUGCCCCCGACACGUAACGAUAAAAAAAGGGCCUGUGCUCUGCCUCGAGCCAGAUCAAAAUUGCGGUAUUUUCUAUGGAUUGUCUCUUGUACGCUUGAUGAUUUCGAGGCGCGUUGGCCCGCAAUUCUCGAUGCUUUUUCGACAAAAAAAAAAAGAAGUAAACAAAAAAAGAACGUUGAUUCCCGUCGCACGCUCAGCGAUAUUUACCGAAUCGACGGUGUUGUAAUUUCCGAUGAAUAGUAUUAUGAAACGACAUACGCGUUGUGUGCAGCACGCCCACAGUUAGAGGAUUUCGUUGCGUAAAGCGAUGAAAAUUAUGCGUCAGACUGUUCCGUAGAGAGUUGACUUGUAAACAAUUACAGACAUGCUUCGACUACAAUCAAAUACGCUUCGCGUUGUUGGUAGAAUCGAGCAUUUUGCCUACAGCGGAAACACCGCAGUUCGAUCACACACGGUAUACAAUGUGCCCUACUAGAAUCUUUUUUUUUUCAUCUUCUCUGAAUCACAGAUAUAUCAUUCGACAGAAAAUCGCACCUUCGCAAGAAAAAUGACACAACUUGAAAAUUAAUUAUAGAACUAUAUCAUAUACUUGAUCAUAAAAUUGUGUAGGGGAUAAGUUGUGUUAUCAAUAGGAAAAGUACCACAAAUGUUGUUCUAAAUAAUAAACAUUUUGCGAGUUAUGUUACUUUUCUUAGGUGCGAUAUAUUCUUUUCUUCUUUUGCAUCAUGUCACAAACAUCGAUGUGCAUUAAAUCAUACAUCAUUAACCGAAUCGUGAAGCAUUUUUUGCAGCUCCGUGUUUACCGUUCGGAGCCAUUAAAAUUAUGUUUAAAACAUCGUUUCGUGUCGAUGAAAAUAAAGGGACGAGUGUCCUUUUUCUAGUGGGACGCCCUGCAUAUUCGACAGAUAUUAUCGAAUCGACGAAGUUACGAAUUUUUGGAGAUUGACUUUACAUUUUUAAAAUGUUUUGGAACAAUUUCUAUUUUAUUAUACGGUGUUCUCGACCUACACUUACACCUUCGUUCCUCUUCGAUAUUUUCACGCUGUGAUGUUUCGUGCUAAUCUUGUUACGUUUUAAUAUCGAUUUACGCUAUCGUUCGAUUUUCUACGAUGUUUAUCCGGUUCAUUUCGCGGAACGGAAUAGCACAGUAACGUUGAACACUCUUUGACUCUCUGUUUCGUGGUUUCUUUUGUUUAAACUGUCGUGUCACGAGAAGCAUUCUUGCCCGUGAACGACGAGCGAAAGAAGCAUAGGAAAAAUGUUGAACAAUCAAAGAGAAUCGUGGUAGUGAGAAAAAACGGCACAGAGACUGCCUCUUGUCCAUAGGAAUUUUUAUGUAAGAAAGCAGAUGAACAAACGUUACUCGAAUAGGGCUUUCAUGCAUAGAGAUAUUAUAGAUAGAGUAUGGGAGUCAGACCUCCGCCCGUACCAUAGCUAAAAAGAGAAAGAAAACCGUGGUACCCUCUCUGUAUUUGUCUAGGGAACAAGUGCUGAACAUUUAAAUUUCUCCUUGCAAACAUUAACUCUCUAUUCAAUUUAAUUCACUCAGCUUUCAAUUAUUUUCUCGUAAUAUUUUCUCGUUACUAGUAUUAUAUAAUAUAUAAUAAUUAUAUUAUAUUAUAUUAUUAUAUAUAUUAUAUAUAUUCACAUAUAAUUAUUUUAUAUAUUAUAUAAUAUAUAAAUUGUAUGAAUGAGUAAUGUAACAGCCGUAUCCGUUUUUUAAAUUCGUAAUAUACAGAGCCAACUCAACAACUCAUGCUUUAGUAAAGAGAGAUAGUUAGGGUACCGUGGUCUCCCUUCUUUUUCUAGUAGUGGGACAAUCUCACUUACAGGUCGGCCUAUGCCUCUUUAACUCUGUUUAUAACAUCGAUAUGCUUUCAGAUCAUAUAUCGCGUUGUUGUCGACCUUCGUUUAUAUUUGUACGACGGCGAAUCGCAUUGGAAAACGGUCGACGAUCGCUGGUGAAUCGUUAGCGAUAAUGCCUGGAUCAAGGAUCCGAAGACAAAGACAGGUUUUGCGAGCAAUCUGCUUAGAACAACAUCGGAAUCUGUUACGUCAUUGAUCGAUCGUUUCCUUGAAUCAGGCGACGCUAUUAUCGCAAAGCCUACAAUAUUAUAUUAGCGAUCGUACUCGCCUAACGUUUUCGGUUGUAACACAUCGACGAACAGUCGUGAUCCUAAAAUGAUUAUAUUUUCUAGAUGCGAGUAGAGGUAUUCCUAUUAUACUCGCCACCAGUACUGUUUCCGUAAUGCGUGACGCUAUUCUUUUAAAUCGAGUACUAUUUUUCGUCGUGUCAACGUUUCCCAUAGAAAAAUUUAGCCCAAAAAUUUAGCAUAAUUACGAAUUGAUUUCGCCAGAGUACAUUUCGCGAAAGGCAAAGUUUUUAAAGUCCUAAUCGUUUGUCUAAGUUGACAUUCCCGUAGAGAGAUGGUCUCGACACGCCCGAUAGUUUAGGUCUCCUCGUUAAUUUUAAGAAGUAUUCGGUAAUUGAGCAGAAGGCGUAAUUAAAGCAGUGGUUCUUAAUCUUUUCGAGCUCACGGCAGAGUUUAAAAGAAGAUAACGGAUCGAAUAUUAUUAUUUUUACUUUUGUAGUCGUUAUUCAAAAUUCCGACGUGAAUAACAAUUUUGUCCAUCUCUGGCGUCGAUGAAUGAGAAUGAAACGAAGAGUCGCGUGGGUUUCCAAGCUUCUAUUUCAAUCACGUUAACAGUAAUUUCGUUCGAACGGGGAAGGGAACGUUUCAUUUCGUUCUCAUUUAUCUGCUCCAUCAAAGAAUUCGGCGACGAUCAAACGACUAGAAUUAUUCGUAGCGUGUCGAUCUGAGAUUUUUCUGUUAUCAUCUCCCGAUAAAAGUAGCUAUCGAUUCUUCUUUUUUUUAUAAUGCAGCGAGCGUGUGCAGCACAAGCUUGUGCCGCGAGCGACUGUAUAUAAGCGUGAGAGAGAAUAACGAAUGCGACUGGAGGAAAACGAGCGACUGGAAGCUAGCAAUUCGCGUAAUCUACCGAAAUCAGAUGUAUGCGCAUAACAGCCUCCAGCAUCGAGUCCUUAGAUUCCUUUCAUCCUGUUUCCCUCUUCGUCUGAGUUUUGCCCCCUCUCUCGAUGUAUUUUACGUGUAUAUUCCGUAUUUAGGGCCUCGCCUCGAUCCACGUAGUAAUUUAUAUUCAGAACAGUUUCCCCGUCGCUUUUUUCUUAGUGACCCCGUGCGUCGCCGAACUUUUUAACGGACCGAUCCAAAGUGUACGAGGAGAAUCGCCAUGACCACACGAUUACCGGUUUUAUGCUUAUUUUUUAACGUUCGUCUCCUUCGCUUCUUUACAGCGAAAGUCUUCGCCCCAUUUACGCGGGAAUCAGCUCUCCGGAAACGACAGGAAUCGCAAAUUUCUUUACUUAUCGUUCGAGAACGGCUCGAGGGUCCGAACAAACGCGUCCGAUCGUCGGACGUUCUCCAUUUUUUUACGCGGAUGAACAAUUAUGAUUAUUUAUUUAUUAGGUACUAUUAAGCUGUCGAUACACUUGUUCUCAAUGAAUUAAUACAAACGAAAAUAAAGAACA
Molecule: messenger RNA, 7998 nt
Organism: Hylaeus volcanicus
Lineage: Eukaryota; Metazoa; Arthropoda; Insecta; Hymenoptera; Colletidae
Exons: 14
Coding region: 1454-4465 (1003 amino acids)
Biological process (GO): signaling
Cellular component (GO): glutamatergic synapse; postsynaptic specialization
Molecular function (GO): molecular adaptor activity
Source: RefSeq, a predicted model, not a curated record